CACACACACACACUAUAUUGCCCAAAGUAUUGGAACACCCUUCCAAAUCAUUGGAUUCAGGUGUUCCAAUCACCUUCAUGGCCACAGGUGUAUGCAGACUGCUUCUACAAACAUUUGUGAAAUAAUGGGUCAUUCUCAGGAGCUCAGUGAAUUCAAGCGUAGUACUGUGAUAAGUUGCCACCUGUGCAGUAAGUCAAUCCCUGAAAUUUCCUUGCUACUAAAUAUUCCACAGUCAACUGUUAGUGGUAUUAUAACAAAGUGGAAGCAUCUGGAACAACAGCAACUCAGCCACGAAGUGGUAGGCCACAUAAAAUGACAGAGCAGGUUCCACGCAUGCUGAAGAGCACAGUGCAUAGAAGUUACCAACUGUCUACAGGGUAAAUAGCUAAAAGACCUCCAAACUUGGUGUGGCCUUCAGAUUAGUACAACAGUGCAUAGAGAGCUUCAUGGAAUGGGUUUCCAUGGCCAAGCAGCUGCAUCUAAGCCUUACAUCACAAAGUGCAAUGCAAAGCGUCGGAAACAGUGGUGUAAAGCACGCCACCACUGAGCUCUA
This is a messenger RNA of Staurois parvus, 553 nucleotides long. NCBI's taxonomy places the organism in Eukaryota, Metazoa, Chordata, Amphibia, Anura, Ranidae. The record is from the annotation of a GenBank genome assembly.